AUGGCGCAGGAGCUGGAGGCGCGGCAGCGCACGGCGCUCGGCGGCCUGGGCGCUGCGACGGAGCCGGAGCUGGACCAGUUCAUGGAGGCGUACCACGAGAUGCUGGUGAAGUUCAGGGAGGAGCUGACGAGGCCGCUGCAGGAGGCGAUGGAGUUCAUGCGAAGGGUGGAGUCGCAGCUCAACUCGCUUUCCAUCUCUGGAAGAUCGCUGCGCAAUAUCCUUUCCUCUGGCUCUUCUGAGGAGGAUCAAGAAGGUAGCGGAGGAGAGACAGAGCUCCCUGAAGUUGAUGUGCAUGGUGUAGACCAAGAGCUCAAGCACCAUCUCCUGAAGAAAUACAGUGGCUAUCUAAGCUCGCUCAAGCAAGAACUGUCAAAGAAGAAGAAGAAAGGGAAGCUCCCUAAGGAGGCUCGCCAGCAGCUCCUUAGCUGGUGGGAUCUGCACUACAAAUGGCCUUACCCCUCAGAGACUCAGAAGGUGGCACUGGCCGAGUCUACCGGGCUUGACCUGAAGCAGAUCAACAACUGGUUCAUCAACCAGCGGAAGCGGCACUGGAAGCCGUCUGAGGAAAUGCACCACCUGAUGAUGGACGGGUACCACACGACCAACGCCUUCUACAUGGACGGCCAUUUCAUCAAUGAUGGCGGGCUCUACCGGCUUGGCUAG
Messenger RNA from Miscanthus lutarioriparius, 663 nucleotides. NCBI's taxonomy places the organism in Eukaryota, Viridiplantae, Streptophyta, Magnoliopsida, Poales, Poaceae. The record is from the annotation of a GenBank genome assembly.